Molecule: messenger RNA, 858 nt
Organism: Carica papaya (papaya)
Lineage: Eukaryota; Viridiplantae; Streptophyta; Magnoliopsida; Brassicales; Caricaceae
Source: RefSeq, a predicted model, not a curated record
AUGAGGAAACCAUCUGCGUCUUCUUCAUCAGCAUCGAUUACAAGAAAGACGCCGGAGGGGAUAAAGAGAGGGCCGUGGACGGCGGAGGAAGAUGAACUCUUGGCAACCUACAUCAAGAGAGAAGGCGAAGGUCGGUGGCGAACUCUGCCUUCGCGGGCCGGCUUGCAGAGGUGCGGCAAGAGCUGCCGACUCCGGUGGAUGAACUACCUGCGACCCUCUAUUAAACGGGGUCGUAUUGCUCCAGAUGAAGAAGAUCUCAUUAUUCGUCUCCAUCGCUUGCUGGGUAACAGGUGGUCUUUGAUAGCUGGAAGAAUUCCAGGCCGUACAGAUAAUGAGAUAAAAAAUUACUGGAACAUUCAUAUCAGCAAGAAGCUCAUUAGCCAAGGAAUAGAUCCAAGAACCCACAAGCCCAUCAACUUAAACCCUAAUCCUGAUUCACUGCAAAAUCCUCCACCAAAUUCUUUGAACCUGCAUGAAUUACCUGCGACACCCAUUCCUAGAAGAGUUGAUGAUCACGACCAGGACCGUUUAGAUUGUGAUAAGUUCUAUAAUCAGCAAAUGAUUGAUGGGGUACUUAUGGAGAAUCACUUUGAUGGUUUUAUGGUGGAUCCGUUACCAUCAAGCGGCCAUGGACACAACAAUAAUGACGAAGAUUAUAUACAAAACUCUAAUGAGGACACUUUUUCUGCAUUCUUGGACUCUUUGAUAAUUAAUAAUGAAAAUGCAUUUAUGAAUCUGGAACAGCAGCAGCCUGCUGGUAAUGCUUCUGCUGAAGACACCUUCUUUCAUGCCAACAUAUGGGAAGCUGAAGUUGAAUCUACAAUGGUUUCCUUGUUGAUAGAUGAAAAAACUCUUUGA